UUGACUUCAGCACUUUUUAGUCCAUGCCAACUAGUUCAGUACUUCAACAACACGGAGGGCGAAUGCAGUUCAGUCGAAAGGACUAGGCACACAUGUCCGACCACUCCCUUCUGUGCCAUACCGCGGGCAGAGUGAGGAGCAGCAGCCGUGGGGGACAUCCGUUGGGACAGCCAGUGAGGAGCAGCAGCCGUGGGGGACAGCCGGUGGGACAGCCAGUGAGGAGCAGCAGCCGUGGGGGACAGCCGGUGGGACAGCCAGUGAGGAGCAGCAGCCGUGGGGGACAUCCGGUGGAACAGCCAGUGAGGAGCAGCAGCCGUGGGGGACAUCCGGUGGGACAGCCAGUGAGGAGCAGCAGCCGUGGGGGACAUCCGGUGGGACAGCCAGUGAGGAGCAGCAGCCGUGGGGGACAUCCGGUGGGACAGCCAGUGAGGAGCAGCAGCCGUGGGGGACAUCCGGUGGGACAGCCAGUGAGGAGCAGCAGCCGUGGGGGACAUCCGGUGGGACAGCCAGUGAGGAGCAGCAGCCGUGGGGGACAUCCGGUGGGACAGCCAGUGAGGAGCAGAGAAAAUGGAGCGCAGCGCCACGUCUUCAACUGCUCCCAACCCAUCCCCCUCAAACUCGCUCCCCUCACCCCAAUGGCCCAGAGACUGCGGCCAUUGUUUCGGGAGCACAAAAGACUCACAAAGUGAACAAAUGUGCCUUUCUGCUGUCCGGAUGGAGUGCGGAAGACAGGCCUGGGACACCUGAUCUAUCCCUCCAUCUGCACAGAGAAAGAGGCAGCCAGGGAGAGAAACUCACCGUUAGUCACCCCCGAACUGAUCCAAGAUCAGAAUACUUAAAACAGUCAGUUGUGGGAGAGGAAAGGAGCAGGUCCAGAGGAGAGAUCUGGUGACCCUCGAUGGAAACUUUUUCACCCUCCAACUAAGUCUCUGCAUUAAUUGAGUGAGAACGAGAAAGAAAUGGCAAAGACAAAAUGGAGGACGAAGCAGAAUAAGAGAGAAAGGAAAGAAACACUGAUUGAAAGAGAGGGACAGAUAGGAGAAAGGGUGAUAGAGUGAGUGAGUUGUGUACUGUAGUACCGAGACUGUAGUAUUCAGCCCUCAGUGACUGAAAGGCAAAUAUUAGUUUGUAACACUACUGCACUCUAAUAAAAAAAAAAAGUGGUUAAACAUCAAA
Molecule: messenger RNA, 1176 nt
Organism: Salvelinus fontinalis (brook trout)
Lineage: Eukaryota; Metazoa; Chordata; Actinopteri; Salmoniformes; Salmonidae
Exons: 2
Coding region: 93-689 (198 amino acids)
Source: RefSeq, a predicted model, not a curated record